Messenger RNA from Hypoxylon fragiforme, 771 nucleotides. RefSeq lists its product as uncharacterized. NCBI's taxonomy places the organism in Eukaryota, Fungi, Ascomycota, Sordariomycetes, Xylariales, Hypoxylaceae. The record is from RefSeq and is a predicted model, not a curated record. The transcript is spliced from 4 exons. The coding region runs from base 1 to 771 and encodes 256 amino acids.
AUGCCCCGACAUCAGAUCUUGGCAGCGUUACCGUUGUCUCAGAUUCAACAUGGCCGUCCCGAUGUAACUCGGAGACUUGUACAGCGUGAACUGACCGGGGAGAAUAUUGACGUGGCGAGGAGUUGGUUCCGACUGGCGUAUACGUGGAAGGAUAGGUUCAUCGUCUCCUUGAUUGACCUGGAGGCUACGGAUUUGGUCGAGCACACCAUUUAUUCGAGGGACGUCCCGGCGAGGAUCCCGACGAAUACAUUGAAGAAGCGUCCCCCUCCCCUCGAUGGCGGCAACAGUGAGCUGAUGACAGCUCAUCUUCAAGCGUCCAAAGACAAGCCCCGAAUGGUCAAGCCUCAACCAAGAUGGAAAGGACCGUACGAGAUCGCGGAAAUCGUUUCCGAGGUAUCCGUUCGCAUUUGUGAUCCCUCGACCAAGAGGAACAUCCGGAAGGUUCACAUCGACAAUAUCAAACAUUUCGCCCGCUUCGGAUCCGCAUAUCCAAAGAGAAUUCACCAGCGGACCCGCAACGAGAUUUGCCCACGCAGAAGACCGAGGAUAACUCUAUGGCUUAAGUUCCGCCAGCAGCGAACACGCGCCUCCGUGGUAUACUCUCUAUAUUAUCGCAUGCGGAAUCCUGAAGGGACAGUCGGCCUUGCUGAUCGCCUGUGUGUUCCAAGGAGCUGCCUCCCAACACCUCGCGCUCACACGAAGUCAAACGCUCACCAAGAGCAGGUGAGGCUUCCGGCUGGAGAAGCUCCCAAGCAGGUCUCAUUCGAGUAA